GGGUUUUCCUGACUCUUCCCGAGAUUUUGUCGAUCCUUCCAAGUGCGGACUGUAAAAACCGGCGACCAAAAAAGCGCGUAGUAACUUCCCCGCCCCCCGCCCCUCUCACGUGUCAGGCCAGCGCUACCCCUCUGCUGCCCAGCCGCUCCUUCCGGCCCGUGGCUCGCUUCGGCUCCGCUCGGCUCUCCUCUGCCGCGCUCGCUUCGCCUUCGGCUGUUUCCGGAGCCGCAAGCCGCCGGCUGCGGAGCCGCUCCCGGCGCGGGCUGCAGAUGUCUGACCGGCAGGCAGCUGAGGGACCGGCCUUCUGGAGCCCCGCAGCUCGCCGAGGGUCGGCGGGCAGCGUCGGGGACCGACGGGGAGUGGAGGAGAGCCAGGCGGCCGCCUCAGAGAAGGAAGAUCUGGAAAGCACCAACGUAAGCUCUCCACUGGCUUCUGCCUCUGAUCCAGCAGCCGAGUCCUCACCCUACAGGCCACAGAUGGUAUCUCCAGCGAGUAAGGAUACCACGGAAGAUCUACAGAACGUGGCUGGAGCCUCAGAGGUUCAGGCUCCGGGGGAGCAGGCAUCGCUGCCAGCAGACCAGACCCAGGUUCUCAGUGAGAUGGCCAAGUACCAAGCUCCACAGCGACCUGAGGACACAGUUAUGAUCCAGUCUGAGCACACUGGGGCUAUAGAUGUUCUUUCAGCGGACUUGGAAUCUGCAGAUCUUCUGGGGGACCACAGGAAAGUCUCUCCACCUCUGAUGGCUCCUCCGUGCGUCUGGACCUUUGCCAAAGUGAAGGAGUUCAAGAGCAAGCUGGGCAAGGAGAAGAACAGCCGUCUGGUAGUGAAGCGGGGAGAAGUAGUCACCAUCCGGGUCCCCACCCACCCCGAGGGAAAGCGAGUCUGCUGGGAAUUUGCAACUGAUGACUAUGAUAUUGGUUUUGGGGUUUAUUUUGACUGGACCCCAGUAACCAGCACUGAUAUAACUGUGCAGGUCAGUGAUUCCAGUGAGGAUGAGGAUGAGGAAGAGGAGGAGGACGAGGAGAUUGAGGAACCCGUCCCUGUGGGAGAUGUGGAGAGAGGCUCCAGGAGUUCUCUACGGGGCCGCUAUGGGGAGGUCAUGCCUGUGUACCGGCGGGACAGCCACCGAGAUGUGCAAGCUGGCAGCCAUGACUACCCUGGGGAGGGCAUCUACUUGCUCAAGUUUGAUAACUCCUACUCCUUGCUCCGCAACAAGACUCUCUACUUCCAUAUCUACUACACUAGCUGAAGGAUGCUGGGCUAGGGCAGGCUGUGUUUGCUGGCUGAAGCAGGCUGCCAGCUGGUGCCUCUUGUGUGUAAGCAAGAGCCUGAAGUUCUGUGUGGGGCUCUGAAGCCUCGUGCCCUGCCUGACUAUUGACCCCAUGUAGCUUUUCUCCUUUCUUGGCUUCUGCAGGUGGUGGUAUAGUGCUCCUGUUCUGUGGUCCCUGACUCACACUCUUGUUUCCGACUCCAGCAAAAACCCUCUCAGAAGGCCCCUAUGAGGCAAAAGCCUAAAAUGAAGUAGAAGGAUGUCUUUUAAGAAAUGGCCUCACUCUGGUAAAGCCCAUCAUUCAGGUUGCCACUCACCCUUCUCCAGAGCCUGGGAUGCCAGUGGACUUAGUAGCGCCUGCCUUCUUUACAUUCUGAGGUGCCAGAAGAGGGAAAGCACACUGUAGGAAAGAGCCCAAUCUGUUGGAUGGAGAAUGCUCUCUCUAUCCAGCCUCUCACCACUGCCAUAUUCCUACCUGCCUGCUGGGUCUUCUUAGUCUCUAGCUCAGGCUGGGAGACCUCACUGCCUUGAAUGGAUAUUAUUAUUCCUGAUGGUUAGACCCUUCCUCCUUUCUCUUUACCAAGUCUGUGUUUCUGCCACAUAGCAAGAACCUUCACGCAGUUGCAAGCUGUGGUCAGUGUCCUAAGAGAAGAAAAGCGGUCGGCCUCUAUCUGUCUCCAGAGUUAUCUCCCUUACUAAGGGUGCUGGUAGUUGAUGAAGAAAGGGUGGAAGGUAACCACUGAGUUAUCUCAGACCCUGCCCUUUUGGAAAUCACGGAUUAGUCCCCCCACCCCAUCUUAGGCCAUGUGUGUUAUGUAGAAAAUUUGCUUUGGAACCAAAUACAGUGAAACCCAGACACGUUUGCCGUGAUUCUGGGUUUAUGUUUUUUACACUGAGGACGGAAAGCUUUUGGUGUCCAUGGUCCUUAGGGAAAGCAAUCAUGGGAUUUUGCUGUUACUGCUGACUGUGUGUGCAUCUUACUUGACCAAAGCCUGCAGGCGACAGACAGCCUCUCACAGCCUGUUCCUCCUGAGGUUCUGGAGUGGCAGAAUGUAUUGUAGUGGGUGGCCACAGAGCAGCAGGUGCUAAGGCCUCUGGUGGAGUGGGCACACAGUGGCAUGGGUCUCUGCAGCCAUCCACACCUCUGUUUCCCAGUCUGUGUUGUCUGUCAUUCUUUGAAUUUUGAAUAAUUAGGUUUAUUUAUUACUUUAUUUAUGUUUUUUAAAGCACAUUUCAGAUUGCCUUUGAAACAGCUCCCAUCUGUUCUCAUAAGGCUUCCCAUCUGCUCUGAGCCACGAAGGCCACCUCUUUUAUGGCGCUAAAGAUGAUUUUAGGGCUUAGAAAAUGAUCAUGUGUGUUUAUUCCAACAUGUCACCCUGUGAUGCUUGGGAAGUCUGGCCUUUCAGAGAUGGAGGACUCCAACCUAGUCUGUGUUAGGUACAUCUCAGUGCUCCCACUGCUGGAUUCUAAGGUGUGAUGGACGCAGAUCGACGUAAAGAACUGACUGGGGAGUCAGAGAUAACGGAGCACCAUGAUUAUGGGAUGCCAAAGUCCUUUUCCUCCUCUGACACCCUCUUCAUAAUGUUUCCAUUGGCACCUUCCUUUAUCAUGUGGUUGCCUCACACCAGGCCUCUCUGUCCUAUAGAAGUGAUCACCCAAAGAGCAGGGUAUUGCCAGUAGGUGUGGUCAGGAACAAAGGAUGCACCCUGUAGCUGUCAACCUGGAAGCAAAGUGUGGGCUGUAUGGCCCGCCAUAGCCUCUCAGUGGCCAGUCAGCACCACACCGUCAUUCUUUCGUCAUUGCAGAUGUGCUUUGUAGGGAUACUGGCAAAAGUCUCUGUGCCCUCUGAGAAAUGAGUAAACUGUGGGCAGUGAAGAGACUUGCUGCUCACCUUGGACUCAUUGCUGAGCUGAAGUUGAGUCAUGCUUUUACUGACUGAGGGUACUCUCUGUUUAGGAAAACAAAAGAAGCAAAGAAGCACCUUCUUUGGCGCUAUUUCCAAGUCAGUGGCAGUCUCCAUACUUCUGGUUGUUGUGGACCCCUGACCUGCUCUCAGCCUGGGAGCAAGGCCCCUGGGCUUGUCCCAGGAUGUUCCAUCUUUCCUUAGGCUUGUUUUCUUGUAGUGCACAGCAGGGAAGUUGAGGGGCUUCUCAUCUCCCUCUGUACCUGUCACUUGCUGGCUAUGCUGCAGUUAUUUCUUACUGACUUUUUCCUCACAGGGUGGGUUGUUUGUCUCAUGAACAUAAAAUGCCUAAGGGAAGACAUGUCCAUAGCAUGAUGCAUUCACUAUUCACGUCCAUAGUAUGAUGCGUUCACUAUUCACGCACUAAAGUUUUGCAAUAAGAGAACUUGAGAGACAAAGUAUUAUUGACUAAAACCCAGGUAAUUAUGGAGAACACAGAACACAUACCUUGAAGGGUCUAAGAAGUGUCACUUCCUUGAUCCCUCUGUUUUCAAGUUUAAAGAAUCAAACAAUGAAAUAAAUUAUCUGCUUUUAUCCUUGCCCUGCUCUCUAGAGCACAAGUAAAUACUAUGCAGUUAAAGAAGGGAGUUCUAAGAGAGCAGAGAUUAGGAUUCUCUUCAUAAGAGUGGCUGAGUUCUUAAAUUUUUUCAAUUUGUCUAAUUUUGCUACUUUGUUAAGAGACAGGCUUUUUAAAAAGACAUAUCUAAAGUACUAUUUUUCCAACAUCUUAUUAUGGAAACUUUCAGCAAAUAAAAAGCAUACACUUUCAUCCCACAUAUAUUUUUAAAUUACAAACUGCCAGUUUCUAAACCAAGAUUCUAGCAUUUAGUUUUGUCUGACAAGUAUCCCUUGGAGGAUGUCCCCUGUACUGUGUCAGUUCUCUGUUAGAGAGCUCUGCUUAUGCAGAUCUCUUUUUCAACAUGGGCUGCCUAAGAGGUCUUCACAAAACUGGCCAUUGGCCUCCAUCUUUCAGAAAGCUAGCUGUAUGUCCCUUCCAGCUGUAGCCUCUCUAACUGCCUAUUGGUGUCAAGGUAAUUGUGUAGCUGCGUUGGAAAGCCUUCCUUCCCAUCUGUGGCCCUCUGACACAUCCUCAGGACGCUCAUAUGCAAACACACUCCUCAGAUAACGCAUGGACAUAGGUAGUAGCUUGAAAGUAGACUAUUCUUAGGUAUUUUCCUAUGAAUGGAUUCAUGCACUUUAAAAAUAUUUUAUUUGGUAUUUAGGAAAAAUGGACUUUUAAAGAAGUAUAUAUUGUCCCAUUAUAUGAUUACAGACAAGUUAAUCUGUAGCUGUCAUAUAUUCAUGGGAUUAAAUAUUAUUGUGGAGUUUAUAAUAUAUACAUUUUGAUUUUGACGAGCUGUACUCAGUUCCUUCUUUAUGAGGAAUGGGCAAAAUCCAAACCCUGAAGUCUGUGAUUGUAUAUUUAUGUUUAAAGACCACUCUGCAAAAACUUGCCUUUAAUGUCAGAGUCCAUGGUUCUAAGGCGUGGGAUUGAGUGACCCCAGUAAUUAUGUAGAAGACGUUUUUAGUGGACAGAGAGGAGGUACAAAUUAAGUUUGUGCUGCUUCAGAACUGUCUUUUAAAUGGACAGUGAAGGGAUAGAACAGAGGCUGGGAAAGUGAGCAAACUAUCAUGUACGUCCCGGAAUUCAUUUAGUGCAUCAGUGCUACUUUGUUCAUUGGAACAGUUUUGUAAGCCAGAGCCUUACUGUUCUUCUUGUGCUCAGUGGAGAACUCUCCAGCCCUUUGUGCCAUCUGUUAGCAGGAUCAGCUAGAUGCAUUUUUGGGUAGGUCUUCUCUGCUACAGGUAACCCUGACCGGAGGACUGGUUUGCUGUCUCCAUCCUUUGGGGCUGAAGAGAGAGUCAGUCAGUCCCACUUGUGGUGCAGAAGCCACAGUUGUGAACGUGUCCUCAAAGGCAUAGUUAAGAUGCAUUUGUCUAACACCGCAAACCCUGCAGGCAUGUGAGUGCUUAGGUAACAAGCAGGCCUCGAUAGCCUGACAGCAUUGACAUGUUAUAACCCUACAGAGCACACCACACACAGUUUUCUCUGUCAGGGCUUCUAUUUAGAGUUUCUCCUGAGGCUAAACAUCCACAUUAACUCCUGCCCCUAUUUUUUUUCCAUGACCAGAAGUGUAGAAUGUCUACACUUUGGGAAAGGGAAUUACAUGUUCCCCUCAGACCCUUCGCUGUUUGAAAAGGCAAGUUUUCGUCUGAAGGAAGGGAACCAGGGUCCUGUUCUACGGGUAGUUGGUUAAGGGGUGUGGGUUCUGUAAAAAGCAAGUCCUUGUGCCCAUUGUGAGCCUGUGGUCAGGGAGCUGCACACUCCUUCUUUGGGGAGUAGAAAAUGAGGAUCAGAACCCAGGCACAUGUUGGGUACCCAGUUCCCAAUGACCCGAGCAAGCACUCUUUAGUCCUGGUAGCAUUUUGGGCGACCCUCAGGCAAGAACUCCUGGAUCUCUGUGUAUCUGAUGCUGGUCACUGACAGACUUGUCCUUUGUGUAACUUAUAUAACACCUGUGGGCAUUCCCCAAGAAGAUCCAGUUAUCUAGGUGAUGUGAUUAGAGGGACUUGUGAUCCAGUGUGCAGAGAAACACUGUAAGCGUUUGUGGCCAAAUUUGCAGUCACUGUUCCUGCUGAGAUGUAAUAUUGCCCUCUUGAACCAAGAAGACUAAGCAGAGACUCUGAACCACUGUCUCAAAGCUAAGAAAACACAAUCAAUGACAUAAAGCCUGAUAGGGUAUCGAUCGAUAGACUGGCUCCUUUACAAAUCGUCAUUCCUCAUGAGCUAAGUACAAAGAUAGUACACUAGCUGUGAAGUUGUAGGGCUGGUCCCUGGUUUGAACCCAUGAUCUGAUUCUUAGCAUGUAGACUACUGGCAUGGCUCUUCAUUCUAAGAUACAAUAAAAAUGGCACCCCAGAGACCUAGAAAUACACCCUGCUUUAUGAAAUUUCAGUUUCCUGUCAUUUAAUUAGGAAGCUUUUUUGCUUAUCUGGAAGUAAAAUUGUGUAUGUGACAGUAUAUUUUCUGAAGUUCUGACAGGAUCAUGAAAGGUUCUGAAGUCUGGAGUUGAAUAAUGUAUAGUCUUACAGAAGAGCCCCUAACCCACUGUCGAUUUAAGGGGUCCUCCUCAGCUCCUCCCCACUCAGGGUUGAAACGUCUGGUCUUUAGUGGCUCUUUGUUAUGGUUAUUGUUCAUUCUUAGGUUCAGGCCAGGGCUCAUCCAGAAAACAUUAUCUUAAUUCCUUCCCUCAUAUCCUUAAUAGUACAUUUUAUUAAGACAUUUUAUGUUGAAAAUACAUCUGUGUCCUGUUUUGAGAUUAUUGUUCCAUAAGUGAAUUAGCUUUCAUCUAAUCAGUCUGAGUUAUUUCCAUUUAGCCUUGUUAAAGAACAAGCCAGUCUGGAAAAAGCAAUCCCAUGAUGCAUGACGUUGGUAUAUCCAUGUUCUCUUAAUAAUGGGAAGUAUUCUGAAACCCAUAGAAGAAAUGUUUGAUGCUUUGUAAUAAAAACCAAAAGCAUUUGCAAAUGCUUUGUAAUCAGAGUGAUAGAUUCUAGAGAGCAGAGUGGAUAAGGAUAAUGGGAAGGCGGGGAGGUGCUUGGAGAUUUCCUAAACCACGCUUUGCCAUUUGCUUAUAUAUCCAAAGGGCUACUUUGGAGCCAUUGCCUGAUCCAUCAGUGGUUAAAAGUGAUUGUGUUUCCUUGCUAAAUGUUUAAGCAGCUGACAACCAUGAAGACCUGCUUUCCUUACUGUUUCGUAUCAUAUGCUGAUGCCAACCAAGGUCACCAAAGGCCUUGAAGGGAAACUAUCACAUAGUCUUGUCUUUUUUUCUUCAAAAUAUAAACAAAUCCAAACUAAUCCAAUUGAGUCAACUUGUUUUCCAUGUCUCCCUGUCAUGAGAAAUGCUGUCCACAUGUAUGCUUUCCACACUAAGAACUCGGUACCAAUUGUUAUUUAGUUUUUCUGUUCUACUGAGUGGUUUUUCUUCUGUCAGACUAUAUUUUCUCACCUCAAAGCACUGAAUGUGUUGCUGUGAUACACGGAUGAAUCCUGAGCUAUGGUUUUAACAGCUCAGUUCUGGUGUUUUUAUAUUAUGUGACAGUUUUGUGAGAUGCUUUUGUGCAUUUUUUUGUCUUCUCCAAGUUUUGAAAUCUGUCAUGAAUAAACUUUUUCACUGUGCAC
This is a messenger RNA of Mus caroli (Ryukyu mouse), 7414 nucleotides long. RefSeq names its product transmembrane p24 trafficking protein family member 8 (gene Tmed8). The record is from RefSeq and is a predicted model, not a curated record. Lineage: Eukaryota; Metazoa; Chordata; Mammalia; Rodentia; Muridae.